AACAAACAUUAUAUCACCAGUCUGGUUAAUUGUGUGAUAUAAACAGAUUAAUAGAUUAAUACGUCUCUAUUCAUUAUUUUACUGUAUGGUUCUUUUUUAGAAAUGGUCGAAUGAUUUAGUAACAUAUAAUAAAGAAAAGUCCCCAGAGCUUUGGUCGGUCGAAUAAACAUAACACACAAAUACCAAAAAGGCAAAAACAACUCACUGAACUGUUUGCAUAUCUUCAUCUUCUUCUUGAGAUGAAGUUGAAGUUGUCAUCAAUCUCCAUGAAUCAUAAGAAUGUGCUUCUCAUCAAGCUCAUCUCCGCUAUUCUGAUAUCUUUUUUCGCGUUCCGUCUCUUCAUUCUCCACUCCAGCGAGUUUUCUCCAAUCUUUGCGUCGGUCACCGGAAAAUUCGAAGCUCGGUUUCUGCCGCCGGAGAUUAUCGUACCGGAAAAUGAAGAUCUGAUUCCUCAAGAUAUUGAAGUAGAGAAGUGUGAUCUUUUCGCCGGAAAAUGGAUCCCAGAUUCAGUAGGACCAAUCUACACAAACAAAUCAUGCGGAUCACUCAUUGACGGUCACCAAAAUUGUAUCACCAAUGGCCGGCCUGACUUAGAUUUUCUCUACUGGAAAUGGAAACCUCAUGACUGUUUGUUACCACGUUUUGACCCUAGAAGAUUUCUUCAACUUAUGAGGCAUAAAUCUUGGGCAUUUAUUGGUGACUCCAUAUCUCGUAACCACGUCGAAUCACUGCUUUGUAUGCUCUCUACGAUUGAAGAACCGGUUGAAGUAUACCAUGACAUGGAGUACAAAUCAAAACGUUGGCAUUUCCCUUUACAUAACCUUACUGUAUCCAACAUAUGGUCGCCAUUUCUUGUUCAAGCCGCUAUUUUCGAAGAUUCUAACGGUGUCUCGACCGCUUCUGUUCAGCUACAUCUUGAUAGACUCGAUGAGACAUGGACCAGUCUCAUGCCUAGCUUCGACUAUGCGAUCAUCUCAACCGGUAAAUGGUUUCUUAAAUCCGCAAUUUACCACGAAAAUGCAAAACUCGUCGGUUGCCAUAACUGUCAGGAAAAACCUCACAUAGAAGAGUUAGGAUUCGACUAUGCUUAUAACGCAUCGCUGCAUAAUGUCAUGGACUUUCUAGCAGCUGAAGAUAACAGUAAAGGCACGGUUUUCUUUCGGACUUCGACUCCCGAUCAUUUCCAAAACGGGGAAUGGCAUAGUGGCGGGACGUGUAAGCAAACAGAGCCGGUGAGCGAUGAGGAGAUUGAGAUUAAGGAUGUACAUAAGAUACUAAAAGAUAUUGAGAUUGAUCAGUUCAAGAGGGCGGUUAGAGAGAAGACUAACCAGGACGGUGGGAAUCUAAAGCUUUUGGAUUUCACCCGGAUGUUGCUGACCCGACCGGACGGUCAUCCGGGUGAGUACCGACAGUUCAGGCCGUUUGAUAAAGACAAAAAUGCAAAGGUACAGAACGAUUGUUUGCAUUGGUGCUUGCCUGGUCCGUUUGAUUACUUGAAUGAUGUUAUAUUGGAGACUAUAGUAAAUGGCUGAGAGGCACACAAAAUGUGAUUGGUACAUGGCCAGUGGAAAACCGGUUCUAUGGAAAUAAAUAGACUAAUACUGAACAAAUUUGUGUGAAUUGGAAACAUGUAAAAUUAUGUAAGAAAAAUUGAGAUAAUGUGAUAUUGAUUCUUGGGAGCUAGCCGGUGAAGGAAGCAUAACCGGUUUGGUAAUUGAGUUAAUUUUUUCCGGUUUUGUAAAAUCAUUAUUUAUGUUUUUUUCUGUUUACACCAGAUUUUG
Messenger RNA from Arabidopsis thaliana (thale cress), 1781 nucleotides. RefSeq names its product TRICHOME BIREFRINGENCE-LIKE 24 (gene TBL24). NCBI's taxonomy places the organism in Eukaryota, Viridiplantae, Streptophyta, Magnoliopsida, Brassicales, Brassicaceae. Bases 240 to 1532 code for a protein of 430 amino acids. The record is from RefSeq and is marked reviewed. The transcript is spliced from 3 exons. Gene Ontology annotation, cellular component: membrane. Gene Ontology annotation, molecular function: O-acetyltransferase activity; transferase activity.